UAGAAAUGUAUUCUGAUGUGUUUGUAACCACAGCACAUGUACUAGUUGAUAAUUACGAAACGUGCUAGUGACUGGAAGUAAACACAACAGUGCAGUGAAUAUUAGUUAAUUAAGGAAAGUGCAGUCGCUAUAUGUGAAUUCAGUUCUGUUACGACUAUCAUCACCAUAUUAAAAUGAGUACGAUACUGGAUAAAAUUGCAGCUAUUGAAGCUGAGAUGGCUCGGACACAGAAAAACAAAGCAACAGCUGGUCAUCUUGGGUUGCUGAAGGCUCGUUUAGCAAAGUUGCGAAGAGAGCUAAUUACCCCAAAAGGUGGUGGUGGAGGUACGGGUGAAGGUUUUGAUGUUGCCAAAACCGGUGAUGCUCGUAUUGGAUUUGUAGGUUUCCCGUCAGUUGGAAAGUCGACACUUCUGAGCACUCUGGCUGGUGUGUACUCUGAGGUUGCUGCAUAUGAAUUUACAACCUUAACAACAGUUCCUGGUUGUAUAAAAUAUAAGGGUGCAAAGAUACAAUUGCUGGAUCUGCCGGGCAUCAUCGAAGGAGCCAAGGAUGGCAAGGGCCGGGGACGACAAGUGAUAGCCGUGGCUCGAACGUGCAGCUUGAUUUUCAUCGUGUUGGAUGUACUGAAGCCUUUACAACAUAAGAGGCUGAUUGAACACGAGUUGGAAGGCUUUGGUUUACGACUCAAUAAGUCCCCGCCUAACAUUGUCUUUCGUAAGAAAGAUAAGGGUGGUGUGAACUUACAGACCAUGGUUACGCAGUCGGAGUUGGAUCUUGACACAGUGAAAUCAAUUUUGUCAGAAUACCGUAUUCAUAACGCAGAUAUCACUCUCAGAUAUGAUGCAACUAGCGACGAUUUGAUUGACGUCAUUGAGGGAAACCGCAUUUAUGUGCCCUGUAUCUACUUGUUAAAUAAAAUUGAUCAAAUCAGCAUUGAAGAGUUGGAUAUCAUCUACAAGAUUCCACAUUGCGUCCCAAUCUCAGCUCACCACAAGUGGAAUUUUGACGAUCUCCUUGAAAGAAUGUGGGAGUACCUGCAGUUAGUUCGCAUCUAUACAAAACCAAAAGGACAGCUUCCAGAUUACGAGUCCCCAGUUGUUUUACACUCGGAAAGACUAAGUGUAGAAGAUUUUUGUAAUAAACUGCAUCGCAGCAUAGCAAAGGAGUUUAAAUAUGCUCUGGUCUGGGGAUCAUCAGUGAAGCAUCAGCCACAAAAGGUGGGGAAAGAUCACGUCCUUAACGACGAGGAUGUCGUCCAAAUUGUGAAAAAGGUGUAACACCAGAAGGAAGUAGUUCUGGACCACUCCAGUACAUGUCUACAAAGUUGUUUUUCACGUGCUAGAAUACUGGCCUUUUCGCGUAAUUAAAUCGGAUUGUGCUUGUGACCGCAGGUUACUUAAUUACGCAGAAAGGGUACCGACUGUAGCCAGAAAUCCAACAGUGAACAUGCUUGUGGGUAAAGUGGAAGAAAAUGUAACUAAAUAGCAUGUAUGUGAUAUGAGGGCAGAAGAAAAAGUUAACUCAUUAAUG
Zootermopsis nevadensis is the source of this 1530-nucleotide messenger RNA. RefSeq names its product GTP-binding protein 128up (gene 128up). The record is from RefSeq and is a predicted model, not a curated record. Gene Ontology annotation, molecular function: GTPase activity; GTP binding. NCBI's taxonomy places the organism in Eukaryota, Metazoa, Arthropoda, Insecta, Blattodea, Termopsidae.